Molecule: messenger RNA, 540 nt
Organism: Pisolithus orientalis
Lineage: Eukaryota; Fungi; Basidiomycota; Agaricomycetes; Boletales; Pisolithaceae
Exons: 2
Coding region: 1-540 (179 amino acids)
Source: RefSeq, a predicted model, not a curated record
AUGGUGCUGGGCGGUGGCGGCUACACCAUUAAAAACAUCAGUCAAUACUGGAGGUACGAGACUGCUAUUCUCGUUGGCACAGAAAUGCCGGACAAACUGCCUGCUAUCAUCUAUGAUCCUUUAUUCCGCGACCGUAGAGUGGAAAACCCGAACACUCCAGCGUCACUACAUAAAAAUUACUGGAACAAGCUGAGGUAUCUGCAGGGCGUUCCCAGCGUCGCCAUGCAAGAGAUACCAUCAGAUCUGGAAGGCUUGCUUGCUGGCAAACAUAAGAAUCAAGAGAAAGACGAGGAACGGGAGACUGGGUUUGUAGGGAGCGGCAGCGAUAGGUGCAUCUCCGGGCACGAAUGUUCCGACAACGACGUAGACGAAGACGACUGUGCGACACCGUCAGGCACGAAGCGAAACUCAAUUUCAUCUAGCGUUCGCAAGCCUCGAGUAAAACGCACUCGUGGUCAAGCCAGGGGUGAGGCAAGUGGGGCCGAUGAGAGGGAAGAUAGCGAAAUAGAUGAAUCAUCACUGGGAAGACGAGUAGAAUAA